AAUAAAUACACUGUGCAUUGUCUUUAUGGUUUCCUUUUUGUGCUCAAAAUUAGGGCUUCAUUGUGCUAUUCAUUAAGCCUGGUCGACCCAUCAACUUUUUUCUUUUUUUUAAUGAUACAAGUUAAAUCGGGCUCCAUUUUUGGUACCCAGAGAAGAGGGGCUAUUAUAUUUGAUUCUUGAUGCACCAGCCUAUUAUUUUAUCAUUCUUAUCUACUGUUAGUUACUCUGAUUUCUCAAUGGAAACUAUUGCAAGUGUGAAAGUGAUUCUUUUUUAGUAUGAGUAGAUCUCAUGUCUUCACUUUCUUAAAUUUGACAAGACUCUUGCUCUUAGGAUUUUGGUCUAACUAGAGUCUUAACUCAGCAGGAUCUGAUUUUUUUCUUAUAAUUUAGGGACACAAUUGUUGAUAUUUUCUAAAAUGCCCAUUUGAUUGUGUUGAUCAGUUUGUUAAAUAUAGGAAUUGGUUCCUUUAAGAUAUAUGGGAGUAGCUGUGUCUUUAGGUUGUGACAUGUUUCCGCCAAAAAGUUUAUAUGGGAAAAAAAGCAUUGGAGGAGUUGGUCACAAUGUGAUGAUGAAGUCAGUUAGUGGUUAGGUUAUCUCAUUCACUCAUUGCGUGUUUAGAAGAUGGAUAUUUCAUCUAUAUAUAUUUUAGUUAAGAGACAAUAGAGAUGGCCGGUGGAGAAGCAUGUGAUGAGUGCAAAUCGAAGUGCUUAUUACUUCAUCAAAGGAAAAAGGACCCGUCUCCCCUGAUUACUACUUUUUACAAAGUCCUUUAUGGAGGUUAUGAUUAUUGGAAAUAUCUGUGCUUGCCUCAAAAAAUUUCGCAAACUAUUCCAGUUCUGGGUGCUGGAAAAGUUUAUGAUCUUGAGGACACUAAUGGUCAGCGGUGGCAAGUAACAUUAGGCAAUAAAGAUGGUCACUUGGCUUUUAAUAAGGGCUGGGAUAAGUUUUAUGCAGAUCAUGGCCUGAGAGAGGGAUAUAGUCUGGUAUUCCACUUUAUGGUGAAAUCUCAUUUUGUUGUUCAGAUAAUUGACAAAACUGGCUUGGAGAAGCGUAUGUUCCCUUUAGAAAAUGGGAAAAAAAGAAAGAGAAGUGAAAUUGAUGUGAAUAGUAAUGCAGUUGGAGAGUGCCAGAAUCAUUCUAAUAAGCAGGGUUCAGUGUUUCCUGGCGUACCAGACUCUGAAGCUAGAAUACAUGGCCAACCAAUGUCCAAGAAUAACUCUUCAAGUGUAAAACCUGGAGAUGGUAUGUACCAGCAUGUUGCAUUAGGUGAUAGUGAUAUUGAGCAAGUCUUCACGAUUAACAGAGAUUCUGGAUACAAAUGUGAAGAAGGCAGGAGUCCGAUAUUGGGUUUUAUAAACUUGGAAAUGCGGGGAGUUGAUCCUGAUGGAAGUAGUGAUAAAAGAACUCAUCCUUCUAAUACGUCGGCAGCAUGUAAUGCAGCUGCAAGAAUUUUAGAUGAGAAUCCUGUGUCUGCAAAGGUGGUGAGUGGGGAACCACCAGCGAAAGUGACUGCUCCUACAUUCUUUAGCAAUAGCAAUGUCUCUCUAAAGAAGGAGAAUGUGGCAGAAGUUGGCAAUGAUCAUCUUGGUGACUAUCAAUCAGGCCUAGGGAAACAAUCUGCCAAAGUAGCUGCUCCUACAUAUUGUGACAACAACAAUGUCUAUUUGAAGAGGGAGAACGUCGCAGAACUCCCUGCAAAAGCGACUGCUCCUACUUUCUCUAACAAUAACAAUCUCUAUUUAAAGAGGGAGAACAUGGCAGAAGUUGGCAAUGAUCGUCAUGGUGACCAUCAAUCCGUUUUACCCACAGGAAACCGAGCUCAGUCACAUUCAGAAUGUAGGAUCAAGAGUUCAACUACAUCAUUGAACAGAGUACAAAUUGAGGAGGUCACAGGAAGUAAAAAACAUUCAAGUGAGACAGUGACUUUACUAAAAUCAGAGCGAAUGGAGGUGGGAAAAUCACCCAGUUGUGAGUUUAUGAGCGUUGAAAAGUAUCCCAAGUUUAAAGAAAGGUCUGAUCAAAUAAUUGGCGGCGAUGAAAAGAGUAAUGAAAUCCAUAAAGCAGUUAAAGCUGAACCUGUUGAUUCAUAUAAUGACGAACGCCUGGAUGCAUCUGCUCUCACUUUUACUGUAAUGGUAGGAAGCAAGGAGCUUUUGGAAUUGCCAAAAUCAGUUACAUUGUGGACAUGCAUGGACAAGAAGGUAGUAAACCUUAAAGGUGGGGACAAAAGAGUUUGGCCUGUCCUUUACCAUCAGAAGCUAGGUAUUAAAGCUUUAACAAGCGGUUGGAAAAACUUUUUCUUGUCAAAUAAACUGCGAAUAGGAGAUGAAUGUACUUUUAUACUUGAGAAUGAAAGUGAGACCAUAUUUAGGAUUGAUGUUAAGCGUUAAGUGAGAGACUAAUUAUCUUUCAAGGUUUGAUUUCAAAUUUGGCAUGGUUGUAAAGAUGUGUAAGCCAGUAACUAUCGUCUUCCAUCGAUUGUAGGUUAUGUUAGUUGUGCUCUGGUCCUACACUCUAUGUUACAUUUCUUAACCCCCUAUUCAGAAACAUUACAUCUCCUGAACAAUGAUAUGUAUUUAAUGAAAAAUGGUUGUGAAUGAUUUUAAGA
This is a messenger RNA of Daucus carota subsp. sativus, 2609 nucleotides long. RefSeq lists its product as uncharacterized. The transcript has 6 exons. The coding region runs from base 667 to 2391 and encodes 574 amino acids. The record is from RefSeq and is a predicted model, not a curated record. Gene Ontology annotation, molecular function: DNA binding. NCBI's taxonomy places the organism in Eukaryota, Viridiplantae, Streptophyta, Magnoliopsida, Apiales, Apiaceae.